AGAAAAUUUUCUCAGCAACCAAACCAGAUCCGCAGCCCCCCCGGAGAAUUUUCUCAUUGACCAAAGAGAAACCCGAGCUUCGGAAGGGAAGACUCUGAAGGAGAACAGUCAGAAAGAGAAAAAACUGCGAUUUUCCUGGAAAAUACCUUCAAGCCCGGCCCACGCGAGAAUUUUCUCAUCGCCUCCUUCCGUCCAAAGAGAAACUUUGAAAGAGAACCCGCGAAAGAAUCAAUAGCAACUUCCCGGGAGAAAAAAAAAAUCGAAACGGGAUUUUUCUUGGUAAAAAAAAAAUUCAGAUCACAGGGAACACAAUGUGUCUGCUCUGCUUGUGCGAUGAAGAACAGACAGAACUGGGAAGACAACAAGCUCCAGGAUCGUGUCCGUACUGCGGCGGUAAAGUGCAUGCACUCGACGUCGAGAGCAAAUGGAUGUUCUGUCUCGUUCCCCUCUGUUUCAGGAUCAAGAGGAAAUAUAUCUGUUCUUCUUGCGAUCGUCGUCUGGUUCUGUAUCACUGAAAUUUCUGAAACUGUUCCUUGAUUUCUUAACUCUCAUGGCAAAAUCGCUAAUGAUGUAUACCGGUUUACCUCUUGUACCGGUUCUGGUUUAGUGCGGCCAUGAUCUCUGCCGUAAAAACCGGCAUGGUUUGCAACCCUUUUCCGGGUUAUUAUCUCUGAUGUACUUUUAACAUUUGUUUUUGUUUUAUUAUUUGUGGGGUCCUUAAAGUCGGUUCAAAUAAAUGUUAAUUCGUUUA
Tarenaya hassleriana is the source of this 751-nucleotide messenger RNA. RefSeq lists its product as uncharacterized. The record is from RefSeq and is a predicted model, not a curated record. The transcript has a single exon. Lineage: Eukaryota; Viridiplantae; Streptophyta; Magnoliopsida; Brassicales; Cleomaceae. Bases 312 to 515 code for a protein of 67 amino acids.